Messenger RNA from Mytilus trossulus (common blue mussel), 1247 nucleotides. Its product is annotated as neurotensin receptor type 1-like. NCBI's taxonomy places the organism in Eukaryota, Metazoa, Mollusca, Bivalvia, Mytilida, Mytilidae. The transcript has a single exon. Gene Ontology annotation, cellular component: plasma membrane. The coding region runs from base 1 to 1143 and encodes 380 amino acids. The record is from RefSeq and is a predicted model, not a curated record. Gene Ontology annotation, molecular function: G protein-coupled receptor activity. Gene Ontology annotation, biological process: G protein-coupled receptor signaling pathway.
AUGAAUAAUAUGUCUUCAACACGAUGUCACCGCGAUUCGUUAUAUAACAGACUGUUUAAUAUAUUGUCUAACAAUACUAAUGCCUCCAGCUGUUUAACAUUGUACAGUUCCAGUACUGAAUAUCGAGAUGUUUAUCAUGCCGGCAGAUAUUUCUAUGCUUAUUUUACACCUAUCAUUAUCGUUGUUGGGAUUCUUGGAAAUACACUAUCACUUAAUGUAUUUCUUUCACGAAAUCUACGAUCGUUGUCUUCAAGUACGUAUUUAGCAGCCCUUUCUGUAUCCGAUCUGUUUAUAAUAACAUUUUACGUGACAGUUGAAUGGCUAAGAAGAGGGUUAACUUUUUUAUUCCCUGGAACUAAUGUGAGAUUUCUUGAUGUCAAUGGUAUGUGUGAAUUCCAAUUGUAUGUAUCGUAUGUGUCGAGAUUUAUGUCGUCUUGGUUAUUAGUAGCAUUUACAGUAGAACGAUAUAUUGGUAUUUGUUUUCCAUUACUUCGAAGAAACCUUUGCACAACGACAAGUACUAGGAAAAUUGUAUCCGCCAUCUUUUUAUUUUCUGCUAUCAUAGUAAUAUACAAGCCAAUACUAAGCGGGAUUUACCAGAGUGAUGCGGGUAAUCUAUACUGCACUGGAUCACCAAAACACGGCUUCAUAUCAUUUGUGUUCGAUUCAAUCUUUGCACUUCUGAUUUCAUUUGUUCCUUUCGUAAUUGUUAUUGUUAUUAAUAUUUUAAUAAUGAGAAAACUUCUUCGACAAAAGAGAAGUAAAAAUUGUAAGAGAGUAAUGACAGAAGAAAGUACAAUCCGUCUAGAAUUUACAAUUAUUCUUUUAGCACUGUCUAUAUGUUUUAUUAUUUUCAAUAUUCCAUAUCUCGUGUUGUGGUGCCGGAAUUUUCUGACUUCAAAAUAUGUCACAACACUAAACGCUAGCACAUCAGACGUCAAUUUAUCGUACUGGCAAGGGCUUUUAUAUUUUGUUCGUACAAUUUUCUAUAUCAAUUACUGUAUCAAUUUCUUCCUGUAUUUGAUAACCGGCGCAUAUUUCAGACGUGAAGUGCGAGUGUUAUUUUCAUAUAAAACUUUACGAAGAAGUAUAGAUCGCAACGUUAAAGAUGAUGCUGCAUAUGUUUGUCUAAGACUAAUAUAAGUAAAGCUAAUUAAAAAGAAAUAGUUUUCUUCAAGAGUUAACGGGGCUAUAACAGCAAAUAUACGAGAUUCAUCAAAGAUGAAAAAAAUGAUAGAAAAAUUGUG